CGCCGACGAGCAGAACGACGUAUUGCAACGAUGUCCGACGAUGUGUUCGCUGCAAUGGGUAUCUCGGGCUUUGGCAAGGCGUCGAAGAAGAAACAGCUCGACCCCUCGAGAUUUGACAAGAAUAAGCGAGAUGAUACCGUCAUGGCAGAGCCAGUGAAGCAGGCCGCAGAGGCUGCCGCACCUACUCAAGGUCUCUCUGCGGCGCCACAGUCCGCUAGCGCAUCUCCCACCCCUGGCCCCUCCGCACAACUAGACAACGAUCACCAGGAAAAUGUCGACGAACCGGAAUACGAUCCUGAAGAGGAAUACGCCGACGACGCACCUCAGUUCCCCAUCACCCACGAAGUCAUCUUGAAGGACCACACGAAGGUCGUCUCAGCCUUGGCGCUCGAUCCCUCUGGCGCCCGUGUCCUGUCCGGUUCGCAUGACUACGAUUGCAAGCUAUGGGAUUUCGGUGGAAUGGAUUUGCGCUGUAAGCCCUUCAAAAGCUGGGAACCAGCAGGCACUUAUUAUGUCCACGACGUCAAGUAUUCCAACGAUGGACAGCGCUUCCUGGUUGCGUCGGGCACGAUGCAGGCACGCCUCUUCGACAGGGAGGGCGAGGAGCUCGCUGCAUUCAUCAAGGGGGAUCCUUACAUCCGCGAUAUGAAGAACACAUCUGGACAUGUCAGCGAAAUCUACAACGUCGUCUGGCACCCGAAGGAGCCGAAUACUUUCAUCACCAGCUCCGCCGACUCGACAAUCAGGAUAUGGGAUACCGAAAACAAGCGCAAGCAGAAGGCCGUCAUCGUUGUCAAGUCUAAGGAGCGCGGCGCACGUACAAAGGUAACUGCUUGCUGUUACUCGCCAGACGGCAAGCAAAUUGGCGGAGCUUGUUACGACGGCGCCAUUCACAUAUGGAACGCCAACUCCAACUUUGUACGGCCGAACUUGUCGGUUGAGGGAGCCCAUGCGAAGGGCGUCGAAAUAUGCUCCAUGGUGUUCUCCGUCGACGGUCGGACAGUCUUGACUCGCGGAAUGGAUGACACCGUCAAACUGUGGGACACUCGGGAUUUCAAGAAGCCCAUAGCGACGAGGAGCGGCGUAACAACUCUGUACCCGCAAACCAACGCGAUUUUCAGCCCGGACGACAAGUACGUUGUGACGGGCGCAGCGGCCUCAACAAAAGGCGGUAAAGGUCAACUCUUGUUCUUGUCCAAGGCAAACCUCGAGAUCGUCAAGACGCUCGAAGUGAACUCGACGCCGGUCAAGGUCGUCUGGCACUCGAAGAUCAACCAGAUUCUAGUCGGCUUAUCGAGUGGCGAGAUACAGGUGCUGUACUCGCCCACGACCUCGCUCAAUGGCGCGAAGCUGCUGUUGAACAAGGGCCUGCCGCGCAAGGUGACGGUGGAGGACAUGUCCGACAUGGCCACGGCGCCGACCAUCCUCACGCCGCAUGCGUUGCCGAUGUUCCGCGAUGGUGAUGGGAUCAUCCGCGGGACCAAGAGGAAAGCGGAGAAAGACAGACAGGAUCCAAGGAAGAGCAGGCGUCCUGAGCUCCCCAUUACGGGGCCCGGAAAGGGUGGGCGCGUGGGCGCAAGCGCGACGCAACACGUGGUCCAGAACCUCAUUCGGGACAGCACCCGAGACGAAGACCCUCGCGAAGCCCUCCUCAAGUACGCGGAAGCUGGCGCGAAGGAUCCCAAGUGGACUGCAGCCUGGUCGGUCAACCAGCCCAAGCCUGUGUUUGCGGACGUCCCGGAGGAGGAAGACGAGGAAGAAAAGUAGAUAUAUGUGUGUAUUUCUUAGCACGCCCUGGGGAGGGCAGCCUGGGCAGCGAGCAGGCAGCCGCAAACGCGCCUUGGUCGCAAAGCCGAGAUCUGAACUUAAAUUUAUUUGGAUCCCGUAUAAAAGGAGCCGGCGUCCCG
Molecule: messenger RNA, 1907 nt
Organism: Schizophyllum commune H4-8
Lineage: Eukaryota; Fungi; Basidiomycota; Agaricomycetes; Agaricales; Schizophyllaceae
Product: WD40 repeat-like protein
Exons: 11
Coding region: 31-1767 (578 amino acids)
Biological process (GO): regulation of DNA double-strand break processing
Cellular component (GO): nucleus; site of double-strand break
Molecular function (GO): protein binding
Source: RefSeq, a predicted model, not a curated record